This is a messenger RNA of Striga asiatica, 1455 nucleotides long. NCBI's taxonomy places the organism in Eukaryota, Viridiplantae, Streptophyta, Magnoliopsida, Lamiales, Orobanchaceae. The record is from the annotation of a GenBank genome assembly.
CUGAGUACCCACAUUCUAUAUUCUAACCAAUCUCUAUGAUCAAAAGAGUAGAAUAUAAAUUCAUAAAACAAGGCAUAUAUGCGACCUUAUUCCACCCCCACCUGCACACCGUAAACGCUGUCGUUUGGUAUUUUUUGUUCCGCCAUCAAAACAUCCAUACCAUAACCGCCUAGACGCUGUGGAGCUAGCUCAUCGGCAAUGGCGGAGAAACCCCAACCGCUUCAGGUCCUGUACUGCGGAGUGUGCGGGUUGCCGCCGGAGUACUGCGAAUUCGGGUCGGACUUCGAGAAAUGCAAGCCUUGGUUGAUCCGGAACGCGCCCGACGUUUACCCGGAUCUCAUCAAAGAGGGUGGCGCGAAUGACGCUGAUAAGGUAUCUGAUCAGCUUCAAUCAACUUCUAUAUCAUCCGAUGGUCCUUCGAAACCGAAAGAAGAAGUCAAGCGUCUGCCAGGUGGGAAGAUUAAGAAGAAGGUUCACAUAAGCACAGAGAGGAAGCCUUUGAUUGGUUUAUUCUUGGAUAUGGACAUUCGUCACGAAGUCAAAAUUCAUCUGCUGAUUAUUUUGGAAUGUAGAUUCUUAAGCUCCCUUAGCUUAGAGACUCAAUUAACUGUGUUACAGGAGAAGCAGGAAGUUAUCAUUGAAAAGAUGACUCGCAACAAGCGCAAAUGUAUAACCACUGUGAAAGGCCUGGAACUUUUUGGUGUUAAACUAAAUGAUGCAUCUAAGAAGCUUGGCAAAAAGUUCGCCACUGGAGCUUCUGUUGUGAAGGGUCCUACUGAGAAGGAGCAGAUUGAUGUUCAAGGAGACAUUUCCUAUGACAUAGUGGAGUUCAUCACAGAUACCUGGCCUGAUGUCCCGGAGACUGCUAUUUUCUUUAUUGAGGAUGGGAAAAAGGUUCCAGCUGCGUAGAUGUGGGAACAGACUACCUUACUGUGGGUGUGCAAACUUCACGAAAAUCGGGUCUUUCUUUGGAAAGCAUUGGGAUUAUGCCAGAAAAAUGUUUUUUCUGUUCUUAUUGAAAGCUUUGAGAUAAUGCCAUUAUGUUUUUGCUUUGGUUUGUAUAUGACCGAACGAAUUAUUUCUCUGUGGCUGUAGUUCGGGAUUGUCAUGAAGAUAUUCGCUCGAGUAAUGUGGUGGUUGCAGUGAAGUUUUUUUUUUUUUAUGCAUUCAGACAAGAUAUAAAUGUAGUAUUUUUCCUUUUCAAGGUUCAGGCUUGGCUGCUUUCUUUAAAUUUGAUGCAUCUUUCGUUCGUUUUGUUUAUGUUUGUUUGGAUUAACAUACGCAUAGAAGUUUGUCCAAAUGGGGUAUUUCCCUCAUAUGCUCACUCUUUUAUUGAUAGUUAAAAAUGUACAAGAUAGAGGUUGAAUUCUGUUUAAAAAUGAUUUGUUUUAAUUUGUUGUUCUUACCUUGUACGUGGGGACCAACAAAUUUACAAGCAUUCAAACAAAAUGUUUA